UUAAUGAUCUAUCUGAUCAAACAUUUUCAUGUGUUAUCCAGACAUUACUGCAGACAAGGUUCUACUUCACAAAAACCAUGCUUCAAGCUCGCAACUUGUAAUCCAAAUACUGCAAACCAAAAUAUACAUGCAUAUGGAGCCAUCUUAAUUGCGUCACUAAGUCUUCUGAUGAUCAUGAUUUACAACUGCUCCGAUCAAGUUCUCGCCACUCGAGAAAAGAGACAAGCCAAAUCUAGAGAAGCAGCAGCGAGACACGCAAAAGAAACAACACACGCUCGAGAAAGAUGGAAGACUGCUAGAGAUGCUGCAAAAAACCCAAAGAUGGGAUUAACUGCACAACUAUCUCAAACAUUUUCACGCAUGACAUCUAAGAAAGAAACACCUGCCAAAGCAUCUGGAAAGUCAAAGGAAAAGAAAAAAGGACCGAGCAAGAUUGGUCAAGCUCCAAAGGGUAAACAACUACAUACUCAGAGUCAGAUCUUUAAGUAUGCGUAUGGUCAAAUCGAAAAGGAGAAAGCUAUGGAGCAAAACAACCAGAACUUGACAUUCUCAGGGGUUAUCUCCAUGGCCCAAGACACUGAGAUUAAGUCUAGGCCUGUGAUAGAGGUUGCGUUUAAGGAUUUAACUCUUACUUUGAAGGGUAAACAUAAGCAGAUUUUGAGAUCUGUUAGUGGAAAGAUCAUGCCUGGCCGUGUUUCCGCAGUUAUGGGCCCAUCAGGAGCUGGAAAAACUACAUUUCUUUCUGCCUUGGCAGGCAAGACAACCGGAUGUACACGAACUGGUCUAAUCCUCAUAAAUGGUAGAAAUGAAUCUAUAAACACAUACAAGAAGAUUACUGGAUUUGUGCCACAAGAUGAUGUUGUCCAUGGUAAUCUUACCGUCGAGGAAAACCUUCGUUUCAGCGCAAGAUGCAGACUAAGUGCUUAUAUGCCAAAAGCAGAAAAAGUGUUGAUCAUUGAAAGAGUGAUUGAAAGCUUAGGACUACAACAUGUAAGAGACUCAUUAGUUGGUACGGUUGAAAAAAGAGGAAUCUCUGGAGGACAAAGGAAACGAGUGAACGUGGGUGUUGAAAUGGUCAUGGAACCUUCUUUAUUGAUAUUAGAUGAACCUACCACAGGUUUAGAUAGUGCAUCUUCUCAGUUAUUACUUAGAGCACUUCGACGUGAAGCACUUGAAGGGGUUAACAUUUGCAUGGUCGUGCAUCAACCCAGUUAUACGAUGUACAAAAUGUUCGAUGACAUGAUUUUACUAGCAAAAGGUGGCCUUACCGCGUACCAUGGAUCUGUAAAAAAAAUCGAAGAAUAUUUUGCUGGAAUAGGUAUCAUGGUUCCUGAUCGUGUCAAUCCUCCUGAUCAUUAUAUAGAUGUUCUUGAAGGCAUCGUGAAACCAAAUAGUGAUAUCACUAUAGAACAACUCCCUGUGAGAUGGAUGCUUCACAAUGGUUAUCCAGUGCCACAUGAUAUGUUAAAGUUAUGUGAUGGACUCCCAUCAUCAUCUGGAUCAGCUGGUCAAGGUGAUUCCACUGACAAUUCUUUCAGUAAUGAUCUAUGGCAAGAUGUGAAAACUAAUGUCGAGAUCCAGAAAGAUCAGCUACAAGACAACUACUCCAAUUCUCAAGACAAUUCUAAUCGAGUAACUCCUACUGUAGGUCGACAAUAUAGAUAUUUUAUGGGAAGGAUUGGGAAGCAAAGACUUAGAGAAGCAAGACUACAAGCCCUAGAUCUUCUAAUAUUAUUAGUUGCAGGAGCUUGUUUAGGAACUCUUGCAAAAGUGAAUGAUGAGACGAUUAGCUCACUUGGCUACACAUACACGAUUAUAGCAGUCUCUCUAUUGUGUAAGAUCUCAGCGCUGAGGUCGUUCUCUGUAGAUAAAUUACAAUAUUGGAGAGAAAGUGCUGCUGGAAUUAGCAGCUUGGCACAUUUUAUGGCCAAAGACACAAUGGACCAUUUGAACACAAUUAUCAAACCUUUAGUGUAUUUGUCUAUGUUCUACUUCUUCAACAACCCUAGAUCAAGUUUCGAAGACAACUACAUUGUACUAGUAUGCUUGGUCUACUGCGUAACGGGCAUGGCUUACGUAUUUGCCAUAUUGUACAGUGCUAGUGCUGCCCAACUGAUGUCAGUGUUAGUACCCGUUGUUUUGACUCUCAUCGCGAAUCAAGAUAGAGAUAGCAUUGUUCUUAAGUAUCUCGGAAGUUUCUGUUACCCUAAAUGGACUCUUGAAGCUUUUGUCCUUUCAAAUGCUCAAAGGUACUCUGGAGUGUGGGUGGUGACUAGAUGCAGCUCGUUGUCACAAUACGGAUAUGAUCUUAGUGAUUGGGUCUUAUGUCUUAUUGUCCUCGUUCUUAUGGGUGUUAUAUGCCGAUUCAUAGCUUAUUUCUGCAUGGUUACCUUCAAGAAACAGUAACCUAUAUUCCCUGUGAUUAAAAAGCGUACAUAUUGUAUAAAAUCUUGUAACAAAGUUUU
Molecule: messenger RNA, 2465 nt
Organism: Eruca vesicaria subsp. sativa (arugula)
Lineage: Eukaryota; Viridiplantae; Streptophyta; Magnoliopsida; Brassicales; Brassicaceae
Source: the annotation of a GenBank genome assembly